AUGCUCACCAUCCAAGUACUCCCAAUCAUCCUUGGCUGGUUGGCAAUCCACGACCUUCCCGGCAUUGCCGCGCUCCCCGGUGCAACCACAACCCGACAUAUCACCAGCACCAGCAACAUCGACACUAGCAGUCCGAUUGCCAAUGACCCCUACGAUAUCUCAGUCCCCAAUGGCCCCCCGGUCCUCGAGCCCUUCCAGACUGAGGACCCCAAAGAUCGUGAUGACCAAAAUGAGGGCGCAAAUGAGGGUAAUAUCGCCGAUGACCCCGACCAUUUGUCUCCUAACAACGCCGCCGCUCCUGUUGAAGCCCGUUCAGCCACCCCCGACAACGCUCGAUGCGCCGAUAUCCAUGAUGAUACUCCUGGAGCAGGAGGGUUUCAUCAGCGUGCUGCUGCUGCUGCUGGCUGCGCCCGUCCUCGACCUCGACCAAGGCCACAGACAACUCGAAACCCUCAGUUUCGCACUGUCACUUUGACCAACACUCAAACCAACACCUUUACCAUGACUAUGACCAACACUCUGACCAACACCCGGACCGCAACCCUAACCGCCACUGCCACCUUAACCGCCACUGCCACUGCUACUGCCCCUCCCCCUUCCUAG
This is a messenger RNA of Neurospora tetrasperma FGSC 2508, 603 nucleotides long. RefSeq lists its product as uncharacterized. Lineage: Eukaryota; Fungi; Ascomycota; Sordariomycetes; Sordariales; Sordariaceae. The transcript has a single exon. Bases 1 to 603 code for a protein of 200 amino acids. The record is from RefSeq and is a predicted model, not a curated record.